This is a messenger RNA of Melanotaenia boesemani (Boeseman's rainbowfish), 2143 nucleotides long. RefSeq names its product BARX homeobox 1 (gene barx1). Gene Ontology annotation, molecular function: DNA binding; DNA-binding transcription factor activity, RNA polymerase II-specific. The transcript is spliced from 4 exons. Bases 259 to 969 code for a protein of 236 amino acids. Gene Ontology annotation, biological process: regulation of DNA-templated transcription. Lineage: Eukaryota; Metazoa; Chordata; Actinopteri; Atheriniformes; Melanotaeniidae. The record is from RefSeq and is a predicted model, not a curated record.
UCUUCCUCAGCUCACUGCCAAGGUGACGCGCCGCGCGCAUUAAAAUAGUCCCGAACCUCCACUGGGCACGCGGGCGGAUUCUGGGGGGGGUUUGGUAGCGCAACAGAUUUUUCUCCUCAACAGGAGCAACUUGUGGACUAAGAGAAGUUCUGCCUGCUCAUCCAGAACCCGAACCUCGGUCCCGAACCUCGGACUAGCGGUGGAUUAUGAGUUCUGGCUCAGCCAACUGGUAACCGGUGCUCGCGCACGGUCGACAUCAUGCAGCAUCCUCUGGACAUGGGGGCGCAUUUCUAUCCUCCAGAAGUCCAUCCGGACCACAGGACUCACCGGUACCGGAGCUUCAUGAUCGAAGAGAUCCUGACGGAUCAUCCGGAGCACAAACCGGCCGGAGAGCUGCUCAAGUUCGGGGUUCAGGCUCUUCUGUCCGCGCGGCCCUUCCACAGCCAGCUGGUGCUGAAAGCCGACCAGACGAGCCUGCUCAAGUUCCCCAUGUCGCCCCUGUCCUGCUCGCUGGGGCCCCCGCUCUUGUCCGCGGCCCCGGGCCUGCAGGUCGGCGCCGCGUCCCACCACCUGCCGCUGGACCUGCACCUCCGCGGGAAGCUGGAGCACGGACCCGACGGAGGCGGCAAGACUAAGAAGGGCCGCCGGAGCCGGACCGUGUUCACCGAGCUGCAGCUCAUGGGCCUGGAGAAGCGCUUCGAGAAGCAGAAGUACCUGUCCACACCGGACAGGAUCGACCUGGCCGAGUCUCUGGGUCUCAGUCAGCUGCAGGUGAAGACCUGGUACCAGAACAGGAGGAUGAAAUGGAAGAAAAUCGUCUUACAAGGAGGAGGUUUGGCGUCUCCCACCAAACCGAAAGGCCGUCCAAAGAAGAACUCCAUCCCGAGCAGCGAGCAGCUUUCCGAGCAGGAAAGAUCUGCAGAGACCGAGGGCUCUGGUUCUCCCCCAGAGACCACCCAGGAGGACUGACCUGGACUCAGACUCACCUGGACUCAGACUCGCGUGGACUCAGACUCGCGUGGACUCAGACUCGCGUGGACUCAGAUAUGGGACUAGAAGCUGUGGAAGGCCAGCAGGACGGUCUCCCUGUGAGUUCCAAACCGCAGACGGAGCCACGUUUGUGUCUGAUCAGGACCUAGAAGCUGAUGAGGAGGAAGCGGGACCCGCAGGUUUUUAACUUCGCUUCUUUUCUGUAACUCUGUUUAAUUAUUAAAUAUUUUUUCACUACUGCUCUUCUUCAUUUAUCACGAGGACGUUCACAUGAGGCCUGAAAAUGCUUCGGUGGUUCGGGCGCUGCAGGGAGGCGUUCAGGGACCUGAUUCUACUCUGGAAAUAUUCAAAGCUGCGCUAAAGUUUCUGAGAUUUAACUGCAGAGAAAAAUUCCAUUAUCUCAUGAUUUCCAUAACCAGAGUUUUACAUUAUUAUCCAAGUUAAUGCUUGUUUUUAUUGCGGAUUAAUUCUGUAAAGUUUUAACUGACCGAUUAAAAAAAUCUUCAUUUAUUUUUGAAGUAUUGGGAGGGAAGCAGCAUCUUAAUGAAAGUGAGGCUGCUGCAGCGUUUUUAGAUGUUUACAGAAUAAACAUCAUGUUGACUUUAAUAUUUCACAUGGAUUUAUAUAUUUCAGUUAAAAAGGUUUUAUAGACACAAGAGUCUGAAUUAACGAGAUUCCGAGAAAAAUAAUAAAAGUAACUGAAGCUUGUUUUCAGUUUAAUUUCUUUACUGUUUAAUAUUCAUCUUUAAUCCGAUUUAAAUUAACAUGUAAACGAGACCUCAUUCAGGAAAACUCGGGAAAUCUGUUUAAACCCAAAUCGUUGCCGUUUAGUUUUAAACAAAUAACGCAGAUAGAAAAAAGGUUGUUUUUGCGCUUUUUAAAAGUGGAAAAGCGCCAGAUCGACUCGUCGCAGCACGCGCCUGCAACCAGCGCCGCAGUCCGCUCUGCGCGCGCAUUUUAAAGAACUGGCGCAGUUUGGCGGGAAAAAGUGCACUUUGUGGAAAUAAUGACGUUUAGCUGCAGCCUGGAAACAUGGAACCAGGUCUAUCUAUCUAUCUAUCUAUCUAUCUAUCUAUCUAUCUAUCUAUCUAUCUAUCUAUCUAUCUAUCUAUCUAUCUAUCUAUCUAUCUAUCUAUCUAUCUAUCUAUCUAUC